CCGACAUCUUCUGCCGAUGAGACUGACCUGGGUAACCACGAUGGCUACUAUCACUACACAUGUUAAUUCACCGCGAGUACUGGCUACUACGUCCAUCACUUCCAAGUUCCGGCCUGCUGUCGUGAUGCGACGUAUCGACAACUGCGCUCGUCCAUUCCUUCGAUCCUGUACGGCGCGCUAGCCGGUCAAUGUGUGUUCCGGAGGAAAGCGCCUCUGGCUGGGCUCAUGUCAUCUGGCUGACAAGAACAUCUCACUGUGGCCACACGGGCCAUACGCGCAUGCUGCCUCUGUUCUGUCGACUACGCCUCGUACGGUCAAACGGUAUUGUAUCUUGCAAAACAUUUGCAAUCCAUGAAUCUCCUUCCGCUCCCACUGAAGGAUGCAUCCUCAAGCUCGUCGAGACUGUUGGAAGUAGCCGACCGACGGCACUUUCGGUAGAACGCGCUCAACGUGUCGGGAGGGACGAGCGCCAAGCGACGGCUGAAACGCGUCGCAGGCGGUACCUGGAAACGGAGCGGGCGAGUACGGAAGGGUGGAAAAGACAUAUAAGUACGCACCUGUAGUACCAUAGGCCCCAGUCGUUUGUGGCCUCACCAGCCUCUCACUCCCUUGCACCCAUGAGACGGGAAGGUGCCGGCUGGCUAACACCCUUGCUGCACCAGAGAGAUGACUAUACAGCAGA
Laetiporus sulphureus 93-53 is the source of this 682-nucleotide messenger RNA. RefSeq lists its product as uncharacterized. The transcript has a single exon. Bases 189 to 563 code for a protein of 124 amino acids. The record is from RefSeq and is a predicted model, not a curated record. Lineage: Eukaryota; Fungi; Basidiomycota; Agaricomycetes; Polyporales; Laetiporaceae.